GGCGGCAGCUCUGGACUUCAGGUCCAGAAAGUUUGAAGAAGAGCUGAUUCUGGAGAACCGGUCGGACGGGUCAGCCCCCUGUCUGUCAGGGCGGGGCCGAUAAGGGGUAACGGCCGCGUGCGUGCACGCGCGUGCAGUGGGAGGACUCAGCAGGAAGCGAUUCGUCUCUCCGAGUCCCGGUUUCGGUGCUCUAUUUGUGUUCCGUUUUUGUCUGGUUCUGCUCGGGGAUCGAACCUGCACAGAUGGAGAGCAAGUUGUCGGAUCUGGAGAACGCCAUCAACUCUGUGGUGACGAAGUUCCACAGCGCUGCGGACGGCGGGUCCACCUUGAACCCCUCCCAGUUUAAGAGCAUGAUCUCCAAGGAAAUGCCUUUGCUGGCCAAGACGAUGGAGAACGAGGACGGCAUGGCGAAGGUCUUGCAGCAGAUGGAGGUCCAGAAAGGCCAGAACAUCUCCUUCGACGCCUUCUGGAAGCUCUUCAACAACCAGGCCAUCGAGCUCUUCAAGACCAUGCACAAGGAAAAGGGCGCCAAGUGCAACUGCCUGCUGCAGUGACCCGCCUCGCCACGCCCCGUCCUGGACGCCAAACCGGUCCUGGCCACCAGGAGGUGCUACUUGGGGAGCCAGUCAUAAAUGAUUUUAGUUCCAGACAAAAAUGCAGGUGGAAGGAGGAGGAGCCAAAAAUGACUUUAAAGAGGAAGUACAAUCUAAUCAGUUCAGUCAGAAAGGUCAAAGUGGUUUUAUUGAAAUUUACAUUCAUAAAGAAAUCCCAAUAUUUAACAAUCUCAAUGUCCGAUUAGUGGAAAAACGUCCUUUUAAGGCAAGAAAAACGUUUUAAGCAUAAAAAGAUUUUAAUGAAUAAAACCAUUUUCACACAGUAAUCUGCAUCAUUAUUUGUACGACAAUAAUAAAGUUUAGCAUCACAGUGACGUCUUUUCAGACCGUUUUAAAUCAUGUUUCAGGAAAACUACAAGGACAAACUUCAUCUUCAUGAGUAGAACUGCUUACGAUCAGAAUUCACGUCUUCACUUUGCAGUAAAUAAACUGUUUGGACGCUUUUGCUCUUCUGUCUGGUAAACUUUAAGAUGCUAGACUAAAACGGGAGGAUCUGCAGACGACAGAAACCUCAAACGUUUGUUCCUUCAUCAUCCGAGCGGCUCGUUAACCCGAUGUUCUCCUGCUAACGUUUGCCUUUUUUACUCUGGGAAGGUUGCUGACGUGUUUUCCAUCCCGGCCUCGUCGUCUGUGUCUAUGUGAAUAAAGUUUCUGCUUUUGAA
This is a messenger RNA of Oryzias latipes (Japanese medaka), 1276 nucleotides long. RefSeq names its product S100 calcium binding protein V1 (gene s100v1). The record is from RefSeq and is a predicted model, not a curated record. Lineage: Eukaryota; Metazoa; Chordata; Actinopteri; Beloniformes; Adrianichthyidae.